AUGUGUAAGUUGACGGUAUUAGGAGUGUUUUUGACUGUUACCUAUGUUUACAGUCACACUUAUCAUUUAGGAUCAUGUCCCAUUGUUGAGCCUAUGAGCGGUUUUGAGAUGAACAGGUUGCUAGGUGUGUGGUACGUUAUACAGAAGACCUCAACAGCAUCACACUGCAUCACGUACAACUUUAGCAGGACCGACGAGCCUGGACAAUAUCAGCUGGAACAGGACUCUCAACAUUUCAUUCUGGGAUUGACGCCCUUGAAGCACGACUACAAAUAUACUGGAGUCCUGACAGUACCUGACCCCGCUGUUCCUGCAAGGAUGAAGGUUCGAUUCCCUCUGAGCGUUGCCGGCUCAGCAAGCUACACAGUUUUGGCAACGGACUACACAACAUACGCCGCGGUCUUCACUUGUCAGAAGUUAGCGUUCGCUCAUAGACGAUCUGCCACUAUCCUCUCGAGAACGAAAGAACUCGACAAAAUGUUUGUUGAUAAAAUGCGUACAAAGCUUUCUUCGUAUGGAGUGGACCCUUAUGAUCUUUCGAUCAUAUCACAGAACGAAUGUCCAGGUCUACCCGACGGCGUAUCUGAAGGCGUGAACAUAGAUAUAAACCCCGAGACUUUCUCGUCUCACAACAUCGGCGAAGCUGUCAGGAAAACUGGCGGAGCUAUUGCUGACGGCGUGGAAUACGUUGUGGAGGCUGGAAAGAAGGUGUACCACAAAGUGGCUAGCAGCAAGGAGGACCUUACCGAACCACCUUCGAACCCAUACGCAGUCAGACCUAUGGACAGCGAUGCCGAGUGGCUGCCCUAAAGGGCUAAGCGGAUGCGCAAGUGACGAUAGAUUUUAAGAAUAUGAUCGAACUAGCUUUUGCCCGCGACUCCGUCCGCGUGGAAUAAUUACUUUACCAUAACGCUAAAUUUUACCCCCCACUUCAUUUGCGUAGAAAGUGAAAAUAUUUUGAAACAUUCUUUAUUGGUGCACUUGUAUUGGUCUUACAGUGAUGUUUGUAUAGCCUAUAGAGUUCGUCAAUAAAUGGCCUAUCUAACACUGAAAGAAUUUUUCAAAUCGGACCAGUAGUUCCUGAGAUUAGCGCGUUCAAACAAACAAACUCUUCAGCUUUAUAUAUUAAAGUAUCGAUAUAGAUAAACAUUCUCUUCUUCUCCCCUUCCGAUUUCCUCAAGUGGACUGCAAAUAGGACUAAAGUAUUUAUCUAAAAAAGUCGUUUUUUUAUGGCUAUGGUAUGAUGGGUGGACGAGCUCACCGCACAUCUGAUGGUAAGAGGUCACCGGAGCCCAUAGACAUCGACCAUGUUAACGCCGCAAUCCAGCUUGAGUCAUGAGUUCCAGGUAUCAGUUUUUACACUACAACGCAUUACUGCUUCACGGCGGAAGUAAGCAGGGCGGCGGUACCUACCCGUCGGACUCACAAUUACCUACUAGUAAACUAACUGCUACUCUAAAACUGAGCCUAAUUAUUAUUUUCCAAACAUAAGGAAUUAUGACGUUAGUCUGAAUCCGAAUGUAAAAGUUAUCUAUCUAUCUGUCUAUCUAUAUAUAUAAAAAUGAAUUGUUGUUCGUUAGUCUCGCUAAAACUCGAGAACGGCUGGACCGAUUUG
Bombyx mandarina (wild silkworm) is the source of this 1615-nucleotide messenger RNA. RefSeq names its product apolipoprotein D. Gene Ontology annotation, biological process: response to reactive oxygen species; lipid metabolic process. Gene Ontology annotation, cellular component: cytoplasm. The record is from RefSeq and is a predicted model, not a curated record. NCBI's taxonomy places the organism in Eukaryota, Metazoa, Arthropoda, Insecta, Lepidoptera, Bombycidae. Gene Ontology annotation, molecular function: pigment binding.